GGCAGUCGGAUUAGAGACAAGAUAUUGAACGGUUCGACGAUCCCAUGAACAUAUUGUAUAGACUAAGAGUAGAAAUAUAAAAUGUACAAAGAUUUCCAGCAGCCACUGGUCCACCUUCCAGUGGCGGCAACUUCGAGAAGGAGUAAAAGGUCAUCUAUUGACAAGAAGAACGUUACCGGUUUAUUCUUGGCCGCGGAGGGAAAUAUUGAACCAAAGAAACCAAUUAGCGUUCCGCCGUUGGCUAGGUCGAGAUUGGUUUCCAGAAGGCCUAAAACUCCCAGCGAGAAAAGGAGUCAACAAAAGAGCUCUACCGUAGACAAUAGCCGCGAAUGGACUCCUUGCGCAAUAGAAGAAGAAUACUGGGAAAUUCCCGCUCUGAGGAAUCGCUGCUCAACAGCUCCAAUAGCCGACGAUGACGAGAAUAUCGACUACAAAAAGGAACUAAAAGGUCUAAUGGAUUGCUACCAAAAGGUCUGCGGGGCGACCUUGUCAACACUCUCUUCCCUGCAAACAUUACUGCCUCGUAAACGCUCGCAAUCUAGACCUGAUCAUAACAAGGAUUUCCUUUCGAUAAGAAGCUUUCAAAGUCCCAGUCAAGCCGAAAUAAUGGCCAUUUUCCCCCCUCAAGUAACCUCUAGACCUAAAACGUACCCGCACGGAACGUUACGCCCUCUCUCGACUACCCAAGGAACUUUCUACAGUGUAAAAGGUAUUGUUAAGCAACCUUAA
Messenger RNA from Dimorphilus gyrociliatus, 729 nucleotides. NCBI's taxonomy places the organism in Eukaryota, Metazoa, Annelida, Polychaeta, Dinophilidae. The record is from the annotation of a GenBank genome assembly.